Messenger RNA from Eupeodes corollae, 2487 nucleotides. RefSeq names its product putative inorganic phosphate cotransporter. The transcript is spliced from 6 exons. NCBI's taxonomy places the organism in Eukaryota, Metazoa, Arthropoda, Insecta, Diptera, Syrphidae. The record is from RefSeq and is a predicted model, not a curated record. Gene Ontology annotation, molecular function: transmembrane transporter activity. The coding region runs from base 427 to 1893 and encodes 488 amino acids. Gene Ontology annotation, biological process: monoatomic anion transport; transmembrane transport.
AUAAACUGUCAAGAGCGCCAUUGGUGAAGUUAACCCUAAGUGACAUUGUUAUUUUUAUUUUGGAUGCAUAAAGUAAAUCGUAUUGGAAUUCAUUUAAUCAUUCCUCGUGUGAUCGUUCCAUUGCGUCUUUUGUGUGCUGACUCACCUGUUAACCGGAAAAGGCUAAAUAAAUUGAAAUAAGGAAUUAUAACUGUCGAACUCUCGCUUAAAAAUAUUAUUUAAAUAAUUUAUUUUUUGUUUCCUACUUGUUUGUUUUCUUUGUUUUUUAAAGUUUCGUUUCUAUCACUCAAAGUUAAAAGUGUCAGAGACUUAAAUAAAAUUUUAGUGAUUUAGAUUUUUUGUAUUGUGGCCGUGCUUCUUCAAAUUUAAUAAAUAAAGGAAAAUCGAAGACUUUACAAAAUUGCAGUGAUAUAAAAAUUGAAUAGUAUGGGAGAACAACCAGCAUGGGGAGUAAAAAUAUCGAAUUAUUUCAUACUACCCCAGCGGGUAAUUUUAUCUCUUAUGGGCUUCAUGGCAAUUCUAAAUGCAUAUACGAUGCGAAUUUCUCUCUCAGUAGCCAUCACCCAAUUGGUUGUUGCCAAAAAUCACACAGGUUCCGGUCAUAGUGAGGGUGUUUGUAUGCGUGAGCCAGUUAAACCAGGCGAAGAAGUCGUUCCUCAUGGUGGUGAAUAUACUUGGUCAGAAGAACAUCAGGGAUUAAUUUUGUCCUCAUUCUACUGGGGUUAUAUAAUAACUCAUAUUCCCGGUGGAAUAUUGGCUGAAAAAUUCGGUGGAAAAUGGACUCUUUGUUUGGGAAUUCUAUCGACAGCUAUUUUCACUUUACUCACUCCAUUGGCUAUACGUAUGGGAGGAUCAUAUGCUUUAAUUGUUGUUCGUGUUAUAAUGGGUAUGGGUGAAGGAACUACAUUCCCGGCCUUGAGUGUACUCAUUGCAUCAUGGGUGCCACUAAAAGAGAGAAGCAAAUUGGGAGCUUUAGUGUUGGGUGGUGGACAAGUUGGUACCAUUUUGGGUAAUUCGAUAUCUGGAUUGUUGUUGGACGCAUAUGUAUGGGAUUAUACAUUCUACUUCUUUGGUGGAAUGGCAGUUAUUUGGUUCUUAGUUUUUACUGUUCUUUGCUACAGUGACCCUGGAUCUCAUCCUUUCAUCAAGCAAUCCGAAAAGGAAUAUCUCAUCCGAGAAAUGGGUUCAAUUGAUCGUAAAACUGACCUACCACCUACACCAUGGAAGAAAAUAAUUACCAAUGCUCCAAUGCUUGCAUUGAUCUCCGCACAAAUUGGUCACGAUUGGGGCUUCUACAUUAUGGUCACCGAUUUGCCAAAGUACAUGAAUGAUGUCAUGCAGUUUUCUAUUAAACAUAACGGAAUCUACUCGUCUCUGCCAUAUCUGAUGAUGUGGAUUGUAUCGCUUCUUUCUGGAGUAUUUGCGGAUUGGUUUAUAACGAACGACAUCAUUGGCAUCACAAAAUCGAGGAAGAUGUUUACCUCAAUUGCUGCAAUUGGGCCAGCAGUAUUUAUUGUGGCUGCCUCGUACGCUGGUUGUAAUAGAUUCUUAGUUGUGGCGUUCUUUACAAUUGCCAUGGGUCUCAUGGGUACCUACUAUGCUGGCAUGAAGUUGAACCCUAUCGACUUGAGUCCCAAUUACUCAGGAACUUUGAUGGCCAUUACGAAUGGAAUUGGUUCUAUAACUGGAAUUAUAACACCAUAUCUUGUAGGAGUAAUGACACCCAAUACAACACUUCUUGAAUGGCGUCUAGUAUUCUGGGUGGCAUUUGUUGUAUUAGUAUCAACAUCGAUUGUCUAUAUGAUAUGGGCUUCAGGUGAAGUUCAAGACUUCAAUGAUUAUCGACCAGAAAAAGAUAUGGAAGAAGGUGGUCAAAAAAAGAACACCAAAUAAUAAUUUAAAACAUAAAAUUAUUUCAAUAAAAGCUCAUUAUCUUUAGUCUUCUCUUUUCCAGUUUAUUUGUAGGGUUCUUAUGAAUAAACAAAAAGAAAUUUGUAGCCUUAAAAUAAUUCAUAGUAAAACCACAGGUUGGAACUUAAAAAAAACACACACACAAUUAAGUAUAAAACGAAUUUAAAGCUUUCGACUGCAAUAUGCUUAUGCAUAUUUAUAUUAAUUAAAUUACUGUAUGAAAAUACCUUACUAUAUAAAUUUUUGUUAUUAUUAUAUUAACUUUGUUACAAAGUGUGAGUGUGUAGAGUUUUAGCAUUUGAUUACCUUUAGACUUUAACAAUAAGAUAUUAUUUAACUAAACAAAAAAAACAUAAAUUAUAAAUAUAAUGCUUGCCUUCUCAUGUUAUUAAAUAAAUAAAGAGAUUAAUUAAAAAAAAAUAAACAACACACCAAAUGUAAUAAAUCCUUUAAGGAGAAUUGCAACACCACCAUAAACAUGGAAGCGUUCAGUGCUUUAGUAUUGUAAUUUAUUUAUAAAUUUGUUUACCCUGAGGCUUCACAAGAGUAAAAUCCAAUCCAGCUUCUCUUCCGCAA